UGUAGGUUAGGAGCGAUCUCUGUAUACUUUGGAUAACUCCUUGCCUAAGAUAUCACUUUACUCUUGCCUUUUUUAAUCUCAAUUGUUUCUACCUUUGAGUCCUUUUCUUAACAUCAUUGUCGCAGUCUUGCUUCUAAUCCGAGUUGCUCGCCUUGAGUUUGUUCAGCAUUCCCAAUCUACCUUGGUAACCUUUUUGGCCUGGUUUUGGGAAGCUCUCUUUAUAGGACACCUAACUUUUGGUUUCAUCCGAAGUUCCUCAAGGAAUCUCAAGGGGUUCUAGGCUUUUGCUACCAAGAUGCUGCUACCGAAUAUAUUCAUGGCGUUUCUAGCCUCGCUUGCCCCUGUGCAGAGCACAUCCGUGGCCCCCCUAAAGAUAAACGCUGGGUGUGCCUUUCAUUUAACAGUAGGGAGCGGCCAUAAUGGAUUUCUCGGCCAAUUGACGGAUGGCCAGGUACGAGUUGGGAGCGACUUGGCGCCAUCACUCUUUACUUGGUUUGGUGAUGCCUUCACGGAUCAUCAAGGGAGAGGCUGUUGGUGGACUCCUCCUACGUUGAUACUUCAAUGCGACUCGGAUCAACAACUAGGCCAUGGGUUUGUCAUUGGGUGUUACGGCGGUGUGUCGUACGAACACCAAUCUUUGUUUUAUGAGUGUCAAACAGGCGAUGGGGACGAGGUAAACAUAUACCUGGAACCUAAUGGAGCUGAUUGUUCCAACAUUACUCUCCAUGCCGAUAGCUGUCGGCCUCCGUGUGCCAGUGCGAGCACUUCGUCGAGGCCGUUUACUAGUACAACUGGCACAAGUACGACAGCUUUGACCUCUCCUACAACUUCCCUUCAUACCUCAACAAGCCACACAACACAAAUUUCUUCGCAUGAUGAAACCACUACGGCCUCAUUGGCGGCCUCGACAGGUACACCUACGGUAGCCCCUGGCAACUGUAAAACACCCAUUUUCGAGCGUCCCGAUGAGGUCGUUCUAGUCGAUAAGAGCAAACCGGAUACCAGUAACGGCUUAAAUCCUAACAUGGUAGUUUUGCUGACGCCAGACGUAUCCGCCAUCUUCGUCUUCGAUUUUGAUUCUUCGGACUUAAAUAAACAGUGUGCUCUCAUCUUCGACUUACCUUCUGCCCAAGAACAACAACCUCCCCUCUAUACGCUGAAUGGAACCGGACUAGUGAGGUUCGCGCUGCUCGAGGAACCACCAGCCGAUAUGGGGAACACAACCUAUAAUAACGCACCGCCUGUUGCAAUGCCGCUAGAGUCGGUAAACCUAGAACCAGGCAUGAGCGCCCAGCCGCUCGAGUUUCCAUGUCCUGGAGAGGAUGGCCAUAUUGUCGUUGAGAUGCGCGAUAAGCCAGGCUCAGACGUGUGUUUGCACUACCAACAGAACAGAUCUGAGGUACUAAUCGGGUUGUAUCUUUUGAAAUGCUGAAGCGUACAUAUGUUAACGGGUAUCGGCGCCUUGCGUUAUGCUGGAAAGAAACCCGGAUGCUUUCAUACAGUGCAAGGGGAAAAGCGGAUUACGGGUAAGGGAGUAAGGGGGAAAUAAUAUAAGGCUUCCGGCCCUUAUAUGAUUUAUUCAAAUCAUUUUAUGGGUGGCUUCAAUGCAUCGAAGGAUGGCGCUGCCCCUUUUUUUGGUACAAUGUGGUUUGAAUCUUUAUCCACUGGGCUACAUGGAGGAGUGUGGGAUGGUGGGUGAUUGACAAGGCUCGAAACCUAGGUAUAGUUGAAAUAAUAAAGCCAGCUUCUAACUAUGCAAUCAUAAAGGUCUUAGGAGACUAUUGACAAUUUACU
Messenger RNA from Daldinia vernicosa, 1794 nucleotides. RefSeq names its product ubiquitin 3 binding protein But2 C-terminal domain-containing protein. The record is from RefSeq and is a predicted model, not a curated record. The transcript has 2 exons. NCBI's taxonomy places the organism in Eukaryota, Fungi, Ascomycota, Sordariomycetes, Xylariales, Hypoxylaceae. Bases 296 to 1432 code for a protein of 378 amino acids.